GCAGCUGAGAGUCCAGAAGAGCAGUGAAGGCUGGGCUUGACAGUCUCAACUCUUGUGUGUGUGUGAACUUCAAGGAGAAAGUAAGCAGAGGCCUUGUGGGGACUAGAGAGUGGUGGUGUGAAUUGUGGAUAUGGGAAUAGAAGAUUCUGCCUGUUAAGAACUGGAAUCUGUACUGAAGUUGUGAAGACAAAAUAUCUAAAGCAUAGAAAUCAUGGGAGCUGAAGAAGAAAUGCUCAUCACUCUGUCUGGAGGUGCCCCCUGGGGCUUCCGCCUGCAAGGGGGUUCAGAACAGAAAAGACCCCUUCAAGUGUCAAAGAUUCGAAAGAGAAGCAAAGCGUGCCGUGGAGGCCUGUGGGAAAAUGAUGUUCUAGUAUCUAUCAAUGGGAAGUCAUGUGCUGGCCUGUCCCAUGCUAAUGCCAUGCAGAUCAUCGAUUCCUCCAAUGGCAUGCUCAACAUCCGUGUGAAAAGGAUAGUUGGUGGGGACCAGACUGGCCCGUGGCUCCAGCGCUCCCCUUCUCCAGGGCAGCGAGUGCUCUCUCCACCAUCCGCGCCCAGCCCCUCAGCACAGUUACUCAGCUCUGAAGCAGCCGGAGCCCCAGCCACCACUCAGCCCUCGCAGCCAUGGAGGUCACAGAGGCACCUGGAGAGCCUCACGUCCCCACCGGACAGCGAGGCCUACUAUGGUGAGACCGACAGCGACGCUGACAACGUGGCGCAGGAGAAGCAGCGCCGCGCUCGCAGGAAGAGCCCGCGCUCCCCGCCGGACAGCACCAGCGGCAGGGCGGACGCGCCUCAGGACGAGGUGUCCCUGUCCGAGCAGAGCGGCUACGAGAGCAUGCCCGAGGCUGCGGCACAGGGGGGAGCCGAGCCCGCCGGCUCCGGCGGGGUGGCCAAGAGGGAGAUUGUGUGCCUGCCUGGCAGCCGCACGGACACUCCGUUCUCGGACAGCGAGGGACAGCUGCGGCCGCCGUCAGCAGAGGGGCGGGAGCCUUCUCCAGAGGCGAUGCUCCUGCCCCACGCCACCAAGGCGAUCCGAGCGGAGCGCCACCUCAUCCCCAUGGUGGGGCCGGUGGAACACCCGAUUGAUGAAGACCUGACCACCACUUAUACUGAGAAAGCCAAGCAGGCCAAGCUCCACCGCCACGAAAGCAUCCAGGAGAAGAAUGUGAAAGAAGCCAAAACCAAGUGCAGAACCAUUGCAUCCCUGCUGACAGAUGCACCCAACCCCCACUCCAAGGGGGUGCUGAUGUUCAAGAAACGCAGGCAGAGGGCUAAGAAGUAUACAUUGGUGAGCUUUGGCAGUGUGGAUGAAGACCGCUCCUACGAGGAGGAAGACGGAGUUUUUCCAACCAGUGAAUCUGAAUUUGAUGAGGAAGGUUUCUCUGAUGCCCGAAGCCUAACUAAUCACUCAGACUGGGACAACACUUACCUAGACAUUGAAAAGUCCAAAUCUGACUCUGAACAGAAGGAAGAGAAGCAAAAAGGUUUGAGUGAAGCUUCAGGUAAAGGAGCACGAUUAUUUGAGCAGCAGAGGGAACGGGCUGGGAAGUACACAGUUGAGAAAACUUCAGUGCAGAAGAGCCCAGAGCUUGCCCCAGCUGCCCAGCCAAAGCAGGGCACAGUGAACGGAGAUAUGCCUGUGCCACAGAAGGCAGACAAUGUGCCCCUCAGCAUCCACCUGGAGGCUGUGCAAGUGCCCAGCAAGCAGCCAGCCACUGUCCCCACUCAGCUCCUGACUGCCCCCAGCCCCACUUUCUUCCCUCCUCCCCCAAGCACCCCCGACCCCUUCUCUGCAAGUUCAACAAGCAUGUUCAACAGGUCUGCACGGCCCUUUACUCCUGGCUUUUCUGGCCAGCGUCCAGCAACGUCCUCUGUCAUCUUUAGGCCGCCUGCACCCAAAAAACCCACUGAAAGUCUGGGUGGGCAAAGCACAGUGGUUCCCCCUUUCUCACCUCUGGUUCCAGGAACACCUGCCAAUGCCCCAGAGCCAACACGGCGUGGUCCAGUCAGCUCCUCCACAUCUCUGUAUAUUCCUGCACCAGGAAGACCAACAUCACCACUGGAGUCACAGCCAAAAGGGGGAGGAAGCGCUUCAGAGGUCAAGCCUUCUGCCAACACUGCCCGGACAUCCACCACCUCUAUCUUUCUGUCAACUCCCUCAAAGCCAGGAGGGGAUGUGGGCUCCACAGCAUCCCAGCCACGAGUCCCUGGAACAGCCUCUUCUUCAUUGUAUAUUAGUCCAGCACCAUCACAGCACAUGAGAAGCAGCUCCCCUGUGCCAAAACAGCCUUCUCCUGCCAUAACUCCAGCAACGCCACGACCUCCUUCAGAGCCCUUAACCUCCAGGGAGCAGAGGAUUGCUGUGCCAGCUCCCCGCACAGGCAUCCUGCAGGAGGCUCGCCGACGGGGCAACAAGAAACCCAUGUUCAGUAAGAUUGAGGAGAAGAAGAAGAAUUCACCCAACCCUGAGCUCCUGUCUCUGGUGCAGAACCUGGAUGAGAAGCCAAAGGGUGACCACCCUGCAGCGGGCUUUGAGUCUGGGCCUGAGGAGGACUUCCUCAGCCUGGGUGCUGAGGCCUGCAACUUCAUGCAGUCCUCAGGCCGCAAGUUCAAGACCCCACCUCCGGUGGCCCCCAAGCCUCAGCAAGAUGCUGGAUUGGUCAAUGGGGCCCAGGACAUGCCUCAGCUUAAAGGCAAGGGGGCAGAGCUCUUUGCCAAACGCCAGAGCCGCAUGGACAAAUAUGUGGUGGAAACAACACCGAAGCCAGAAUCUAAGCCCAGGACCCCCUCUCCAUCCCCUUCUCUACCCUCAUGCUGGAAAUAUUCACCCAACAUCCGGGCUCCCCCUCCAAUAGCUUACAACCCAAUGCAUUCCCCUUUCUAUCCUCUGGCAGCCAGCAAAUCUCAGGCUAGCAAAGCAGAGAGCAAAGUGAAAAAGGCACCUGGCCAGAAAUCAGGGAUCAAGGUCAUUGAUUUAAUGCGUCACCAGCCCUAUCAAUUGAAGUCAGCCAUGUUCUGUUUUGGGGAUCCCCCAAGCCCCAGCACUCAGACUACUUCUGGUCAGCCAACCCCACAGGCUAGCUCAUCCUUCGUGGCAGCCAAGCAGGUCCCUGUGAAAAUAGCCAAGACCCAGGAGAUUCGUCGCUUCUCCACUCCGGCUCCCAUGCCAGCCUCCAGCAGCCUGGCACCCACUGUGCUUAUGCCCCGCUCAGCCACCACGCUGGAUGAGCCAUUGUGGAGAACAGAAAUGGCCUCUUCUGCUCCUGCUACACCAGCACCCUUCCAGGUGGAGCUCAGCCCCUCCCCUAAGCCAUAUCAGAGCUCCCCAGAGCCUGGACAGGUGGGACAGGGACCUCCUCCAAACUCAGCCUCUGCCUCUCGGUUUCAGGUGGCCAGGCCCAAAUUCUCUGCAGCAAGAACAGGCAUGCAGGCCAAUGUGUGGAGGCCAAGUUUUGGCCAUCACUGAGGCAGGCACCCCUCCCAUCCUGUCUGUGGCCCCACAGAGAUAGUGCUUGUUUUGUCUUUCAUGUCAGCUCAGUACAUUGGGAUGAGUGACACAAAAUGAA
Messenger RNA from Zonotrichia albicollis (white-throated sparrow), 3566 nucleotides. It is a transcript of the gene SYNPO2L, whose product is annotated as synaptopodin 2 like. Gene Ontology annotation, cellular component: nucleus; Z disc; actin cytoskeleton. Gene Ontology annotation, biological process: positive regulation of actin filament bundle assembly. Gene Ontology annotation, molecular function: actin binding. The record is from RefSeq and is a predicted model, not a curated record. Lineage: Eukaryota; Metazoa; Chordata; Aves; Passeriformes; Passerellidae.